Messenger RNA from Drosophila grimshawi, 6940 nucleotides. Its product is annotated as mitogen-activated protein kinase kinase kinase. Lineage: Eukaryota; Metazoa; Arthropoda; Insecta; Diptera; Drosophilidae. Gene Ontology annotation, molecular function: ATP binding; protein binding; JUN kinase kinase kinase activity. Gene Ontology annotation, biological process: protein phosphorylation. The record is from RefSeq and is a predicted model, not a curated record. The coding region runs from base 689 to 6274 and encodes 1861 amino acids. The transcript has 12 exons.
UCUCAACAUAAGUUAUUUUUUAUGUUUUCGAAACAUAUUCGAAACCCGAAAUCAAUACAUUGCUAGCGCAAGAAGCUAAGCAAUUGCAAUUGAGAACUUCAGCAAAACUAAAUAAAGAGAAAAGCAACAAAUAUAAAACGGGAGCAGCAGCAGCAAAGAACAGAAGACCCAAAGAGACUAUCUCCAUACACUCACACACACACAAGCAAAGAGCAACGCAAAAAAAAAAGGGAAAACGAAAACAAAAAGAAAACACGAAAUAGAUUUAAAAGAAAUGCGUCCAGAGCUAAAACGAAGUUGCGCAAACAAUAUACAAACAACACAGAGCUGAUUUCAGCUCACGAAAAACGGAACAAUCUGUGCGCCAUUGCCACUUCUGCUUCUUCUUCGUAUUAUUAUUUUCAUUUUUUUUUUUUUAGUUUAGUAGUGCAAGUGUGUGUGUGUGUCUUGUCUCUGAUUAUUGUUUUCUAUUCGUCUAAGAGGGGCGGGCGGGACUGGAGCAGAGGAGCAGCAGAAGCAGCAGCUGAAGGAGUGAAUUCGAAACUUGGGUAUUUGCAGCUAAACACAGGGGCUCGUCCCAUGCUUAAGCUUUUAAUGCUGGCCGAGAUCAGGCGACGGCAAAUCGUUUAGCAGCAGCAUCAGCAGCAACAAAGGAGUCGAGUGAGUAGAGGAGCACCACUCACUGGCCAUGCUCCCAAUUAGCGAGGAGCAGCACGUUGAUAGCAACACCAACGCGAACACCAACAGCAACAGCAGCAGUCGGAACAGCAACACCGGCACAAAUGAGGCAACGAAUGGUGGCGGUGGAGUUGAGAAUGCCACACUGGCCGCCGAUGCUAGCCUGUGGACGGCAUUGUAUGACUAUGAUGCACAGGGCGAAGAUGAGCUGACGCUUCGACGCGGACAAAUUGUCGUCGUGCUGUCCACGGACAGCGAAGUCUCUGGCGAUGUCGGCUGGUGGACGGGCAAGAUCGGUGAUAAGGUGGGUGUUUUUCCGCGUAACUUUGUUACGGAUGCGGAUCCAUUGGAGCUGCCACAUGAGAUUGAUUAUACGGAACUGGAUAUUAAGGAGGUAAUUGGAUCGGGUGGCUUUUGCAAAGUGCAUCGCGGCUAUUAUGACAACGAGGAGGUUGCCAUUAAAAUUGCCCAUCAAACGGGCGACGAUGACAUGCAACGGAUGCGCGACAAUGUCCUCCAGGAGGCCAAACUCUUUUGGCCAUUGAAACACCGAAAUGUGGCCGCAUUGCGUGGCGUUUGCCUGAAAACGAAACUGUGCCUGGUCAUGGAAUAUGCACGUGGUGGCAGCUUAAAUCGCAUACUCGCUGGCAAAAUACCGCCCGAUGUGCUCGUCGAUUGGGCCAUACAAAUUGCACGUGGCAUGAACUAUUUGCAUAGCGAGGCGCCCAUGUCGAUAAUACAUCGUGACUUGAAGUCAUCCAAUGUGCUCAUCUAUGAGGCCAUCGAGGGCAGCCAGUUGCAUCGUAAAACGCUGAAAAUCACCGAUUUUGGACUGGCACGUGAAAUGUAUACAACGCAAUGCAUGAGCGCCGCUGGCACCUAUGCCUGGAUGCCGCCCGAGGUCAUCAGCCGGAGCAUGUACUCCAAAUCCUCCGAUGUGUGGAGUUAUGGUGUGCUGCUCUGGGAGCUAAUCACUGGCGAGACACCGUAUAAGGGAUUCGAUCCGCUGUCUGUUGCUUAUGGCGUAGCUAUCAAUACGCUGACGUUGCCGAUACCAAAAACCUGCCCCGAAACUUGGGCAGCCCUCAUGAAAAGCUGCUGGGAAAGUGAUCCGCAUUUACGACCGGACUUUAAGAAGAUUAUUGAACAGCUGGAGAGUAGCGCUUGCUCGAAGUUUACGUUGACGCCACAGGAAUCGUUUCAUAAUCUGCAGGAACAGUGGAAAAAAGAGAUUGCCGAGGUGCUGCACGAUUUGCGCGAAAAAGAGAAGGAACUGCGCACCAAGGAGGAGCAACUGGUACGCAUGCAAACCGAACUGCACGAGCUCGAGGUGCACCUGCGGCAGCGCGAGAUCGACAUAAUCGGACGCGAGCUAAUGAUGCAGCCCGUCCCGGUGCCCGUUCCCGUUCCGGUGCCAUCAAAACGCAAGCCCAAAAAGAACAAAAAGAAAGCGCUGCAGAUAUCACUGCCAACCGAGUUCCGGCACACGAUUACGGCCGUAUGCGACAAAGUGGACCCACCCGGCUCACCCUCCCUCUCCCGAUUGCGUAUUGUGACACUCACCGAUGGCCACAAGAACAAAACCUGGGGACCAUCAACGAUGCAUCAGCGGGAGCGUUCACUGUUGCCGCUCCAACAACUGGAUGGUGGCGGCCAGACUGAGUGGCCGGCCCAAAGCUCCACGCACUCGUCGUUUAGCAAGAGUGCACCCAAUCUGGACAAGAAGCAGUUGGUUGCUGCAGCAGCUGCAGCAUUGGUGGCAGCAGUAUCAGGGGGUGGCACCAACAAUAAUAAUGCAACGUGUGCGGCAGCAAGCGACAACAUUGGCACAUCAAUCGCAUCACAGCUAUUGAUAGGCAGUUGCAAUGUGGGCGGCUCGGCGCCCACAACGCCACUGUUUUUGGGCGGCGGGUGUGCGGCGGGCGCUGGUGGUGUCGCCACAGGUAUGCCAUAUUUAAUAAUGCAUACCAACAACAACCACAACCAAAACAACAACCACAACAACAACAACAAUAGCAGCAACAACAACAACCACAACAACAACAACCAAAAUCACAUACAUAGCAAUAACAAUAGUAAUCAUAAAACUAAUACAAUCUCAUCGCCACGACUGAACGGCAAUCACAACAACAACAAAAACAACAGCAACAACAUCAAUAGCAAUAGCAAUAUGAACAUUGGCAAUCGGAGCAUUUAUGGUCGCGCCCGUAGCCAGGAUAAUGGUCUGGAUCAGCCACACAAUAUGAUGCAUCUAAUAUCAGAUGAUGGCUCCGAGACGGAGGCGUUAACGCCAACAACCGGUUGCUUUCAUUUCCUCAAAUCGAGCACCUCGGCGGUGGCAAUAGCACCCAUCGUGUGCGGCGGCGGUGCCGGACGCUAUGGCGGCAGUCUUGGCAACAGUCCAGCCGUUGGCCGAAAGAAACUCUCGCUGGAUAGCCAAUUUGUGCAGCCGAUGGCUACAACGCCAGCGACGACAGUGAUGUUGAUGACGCCGCCAACGUCGGCGACAAAAACGAUGCUGGUAUCGUCAGAGGUGCCGCCGGAGCGAGGCGAUAAUAAUACGUAUGAUCGGGCAUUCUAUCGCGAUGUGGCCAAAAAGAUGAUGGCCAGCAGCGAGCGUGUCAAUUCCAAAUCCAGCGGUGAUCUAACCAUGUACAAUUCGGCGACACGUUUAACCGAAACGCGUACGGAUUAUAAUCUGGAGGGACGAUUUCAGGGCAAUGCAUCCGGUUCGCAAUUUCCGCGUCAUUGCUUCUUUCGACAGCAGCCAAAUGCCGCUGAGCCCAAUGGCAACGAUGACGGCGACGACGACGACGAACAGUUGGAUGACGAUGAGGAUGAGGAGGAGCGUCAGCUGAAUUCGCAUUGCUCCUCGGAGCAUUCGUCAUCCACGAUAGACACCUCAGCGUCGGUCACACAGACGACGCGUCCCAAUUGCUCCACGUCGCGUAAAAGUUCCGUAACAUUUCAAAUGAGCUCGCCAACAGCUGCAGCAGUAGCAGCACCAGCCUAUGUAACAGCUGGCAAUGAGGCAUUAGGUCCGCAUCAAGUGUCGAUUGCAUCGAUUAGUUUUGGCACCAACUACAGUUCCAGCGAUGGCGAUGGUGAGGCUGAUGCUGAUGAUGCUGGAGAUGAUUAUGAGAACGACGACAACGAUGGUGAGUGGCUACGCAUCGAUAACGAUAACGAGAACAACGACAACGAUAACGAUAACAUACAUGAGAACUGCAUAUUGCACACACGUCGCAUGCUCGAUGUCCAACCGCAUCCGGAUGUCAUCAAAAUGAACAAGGAUCUGCAGGCCAAACAGCAGCGACAACACUCCAAGCAUACCAAAAAGAACAGAAAACACUUGCGUUACAUGAUUAAAUCGAAAUCGCCAGAUUACAAAUCGACACUAAAAAUCGACGAAAGAGAGAUCGACAAUAAAACAACUAAAAAAAAUAUAUAUAAAAAAAAAAAUUUACAAAUUUUAAUUUUUGCUGUAAGUGCUGAAGCCUGGCAUAUUUAUGGCUCUAUUCGAAACCCUAAACGCGGUGUUGGUGGAUCUUUGCUUGCGGUGUUCUCUGUCCAACCCCACCCCUGCUGCCCCUUCCCUCCACACCCCCCACCCAUUGUCCACUUAGCGAAACGUUUCUCAAAACCUGUUUUGUCAACUGUUCACGCUUGCAACACCGGAAACUGGAACGCCACCCGCCGCACAGGCUAUCAGGGCAACAGCAGCAAGGAUGAGUGGCGGCCAGGACCAGCCAAUAUGCCCAUAAUGUCGCCAUCGCCAUAUCUGCUCAGUCGCUUCACCAGCAACGUGCCACUGCCGACACUCUACGCCGGCGAUGCAGCCCGCAAGCCGAAGCUAUCCGUGAUCGAGUUGCUGCUCUACAACAUGGCGUCGCUGCUGGCGGGCGUUGCGGCUGGCUACGAUGUACGCAUGUCGAAUGUGUCGCCAGUGCAUCCCACGCUGCUCAGUGAGCUGCCCGCCUUGAAGGCGGCGCCGAAGGCAAUCAUUGAGGAGCAGCAACAGCAGCAGGAUCAACAGGAUCACACUGGACAGCAACUGGAGGCGACACGGACGCAUAAUGCGGCCAAUGCAUGCUUUUCACCGCUGGACAUAACGAUGGGCACGUCCAAGCCGCAGUCUGUGGCACAGAGACGCGUGGGCGGCAGUCAAACCUACUACACACCCGUGCAGCGCACGCCACAACAUCAGAUGCAUCAUCAACAGCAGCAGCAGCAGCAGUCGCAGCAGCAGUCGCAGCAGCAGCAGCAGCAGCAAUUGAAGCAAACAUCAACACAGCCACAUUCCGUGCCACAUUCGGUGCUGUAUGCCGGCUCUUCUCAGCCGGCGACGCCAUCAUCGCGUCGCAAAUUGAGCAGCAGCAGCUGCACCAAUGCCAACGAUGGCUUUGAGGAGUUCCGUGUGGGUGGCGGCAUCGGACCACCGCCACUCUAUGCACCCGCCGACUAUCUGCGCAAUGGUCCCAGCUAUUCCAACGAUGGCGGCGGCGCCUAUCGCAAUGGCUACUUUGGCUCCAAUUACUUUCCAUAUCGGCCGGAAUUGAAUUUUGGCUAUGAGCGCGAUUGCAAAUCGUAUCCGGAUUAUUCGUACGACUACAAUCAUCGCCUGCCCGACUACUAUCAGUAUCCGGACUAUCCGUAUGAGGUGCCGGUGGCAAUGGCCGUGGUGGCAGUGCCACCGGCGGCAAUGCAACAAUCGCUGCAGACGCGAACACCGCCGCCGCGUGUACCACAAAUGGGGGUCAGUGCUGGCGGCCAUCGACGCACACCAUCCACCGUGUCGAACAAUUCGAACGUGUUGCUGGAGGAGCACGAGGAGCUGCUCUACGAUUACAACAAUCUCAAUCUGAAUGUUAAUCUCAAUGUUGUCGACUAUGAAUGCGAGCCAUCGUCGCCAGCAGCGGCACAAAUGCAAUUGCAAUUGCAAAUGGCACCGCAGCCGCCGCCGCCGCCAAGCAAACAGGAGCUUUACGCCGGCUCGCCAAAGCUGAUCAAUCGUAUGCUGCACAGUCCGCUGACCAAUACCAAAUAUGCCGCUGCCACCGCCGCCGCCGUCACACUCACACGACCCGCCACUUUGCCCUUUGAGCAGCAUGCUCUUAACUAUCAACUGCCCCAACAGCAGCAGCAGCAGCAGCAACAGCAGCAGCAGCUACCCAUGGUCAGCGGCAGCAAGUUGCGCAGUUCGCUGAAGAAGAAGAAGUAUAAUAGUGGCACACACAACGGCAGCAUAUCAUCGCAGCAGGGCACACCGACAAAUGCAACGCCGCCAGAUUCGCUGACCAGCGAUGAUAGCUCCUAUUUGAGUGCCAAGGAGGGUUCGAUUGGAUCGCAGCAUAGUCGCGUCCGAUUCAGUCCCGAGGCAUAUUUGGAUGCCAACACAACGUUGCCCGGCAUUGGAGGCAUUCUGGGCAGACGCCUGCCAUCGCCAACAACGGGACAGGUGCAGGUGGCAACACAGCAACAGCAACAGCAGCAGCAGCAACAGCAGCAGCAGCAGCAACAGCAGCAGCAUCAACGACGACAUUGCCACACAUCCAGCGCUAGCACACCAUCGCCAUCGGCAUCGUCAUCCUCCUAGCAGGCACGGCUGGCGCUGACGCUACAGUUGGCGCGUAGUCCGGGCGCGGAUAUCGGUGGCGCCACCCACUCCAAUCUGGCAUUGGGUGUUGCGCUGCAUCAGCAGCGUGUGCCGUAUCGUUGGUAUUCCGGUGCGAGACGUUCACGUUCCGCUCACUAUGAAUACCGCCUCUGAGAGAGACAGCAAUAGCGAGACAACCAAUACGAGUGGGAUGGCAACAGUUUUCUUUUGUUUUUUUUUUUAUAAUAAGUACAUUGAUACCUCAAGCAUGCGUACAUUGAAAAAGGGAGAGCGACAGAGACAGAGAGCGAGAGAGAGCGAGAGAGAGAGAGAGAGAGAGCAGUUGUGAGCAAAACGAGUGCAUUAGAAAUACACACGAAAAAACACACUCUACAAUUAAGCCAACUAAGAAUUAUAUUCAGAGUGCUGACCUUGAGAUACCCUUGCAGAAAGCAGGUACAUACAUACAUACAUACAUACAUACAUAGAUAUUGAUACUACAGUCAAACCUGCCCUUAUUGAAUUUCUAUACAAACAUGUUCUGCUCAAUAUGAAUUCAUUUCCCUUCUUUGUCCACUUGAAUUUCUAUUAUUAUUUUGAGGCUGAGCUUCAAAUAUUACAGUUGUGAAGAGUUCCGAUUUUAGCGACAUAUUCACAUGAUUUAUA